Drosophila nasuta is the source of this 4831-nucleotide messenger RNA. RefSeq names its product Zinc/iron regulated transporter-related protein 89B (gene Zip89B). Bases 3153 to 4595 code for a protein of 480 amino acids. The record is from RefSeq and is a predicted model, not a curated record. NCBI's taxonomy places the organism in Eukaryota, Metazoa, Arthropoda, Insecta, Diptera, Drosophilidae. Gene Ontology annotation, biological process: zinc ion transmembrane transport. Gene Ontology annotation, molecular function: zinc ion transmembrane transporter activity. The transcript has 2 exons. Gene Ontology annotation, cellular component: plasma membrane.
AUCUCUAACAAUGCAACAAAAUAAUAAUGAGAAAUUAAAAUCUUUUUUCAACGCAUUUGAAUGAAUUUGUUUCCCUUCCCAUAAAAAGAAAGCGUAAAAAUAACAGAAAAUUAUAUACAUAUAUUUUAAACAAAUUUUUUAUACUUAUUAAAAUAUACAUACUACAAGGAUUAACAAGAAUAACAAAUGGUAUGAAAUAUUGAUGUAAUGAUAGACGAAAAUUGUGUUAGCUUUACAACACAAAGAAAAUGAAACGAAACUUAACCUUAAAAGUGUUUUUGCGAUUUUCUUCAAUUAUGGGAAACUAAAAUCAAAUUUCGAGCAUUACAUGAUACAUAUGAUAAUACAAAAUAAAAAUUGCAUAUGAAAUUUACCAAAUUUCUUGUAUAGUUAAAUGAAAACCAUUUGUAUUAUAUAUGAAAUCAAAAAUUACACAAAGAAUAUUAUGCUAUACAUCAAUAAUAAGAAACCGAUAUUUCUAUAAACAGUCAAGUAUAACAGAUUAUACAUACAUACAAAUAUAAUGUACUUUAAUGUUGAUAAACAAAAGAAAAAACAAACAAAAAUAAACUAGAAGAUGAAAAAAACAAAUCCAUAAAAUGAAAAGAAAGUAAAAAAUGAAAUAAAUACGCGCACGCAUUAUGGAAAUUGAUCAAAAUGAAAAGGCAUUCAGAACAGAACUUGACAUACAAAACAUACUGAUGUAUUUGAUAGAACCGAUGAAGGAGCGAGAGCGAGUGGAACGUAAAAUCGUUUCGAAAGCAGUGCACGCAUAGCCUUUCGCUAAUUGCAGGAAAAGCAGUUAACAAUGUUAACUCUGGCAAGCAGUUUUAAACAUAUUUAACAUUUAAAUUUAUUGCAUACGCGAGCGACAAAAACAAAGCAAAAAUAUUUAAGUCAUUUACAGUUGAAAUGGUCAAGCAUCAUUUUAGUUGAUAACUGGAAACAAGUAUGUAAAAGAUAAAUAUUGUAUAAAAUGAUUUAUUAUUAAUUAUAAGUAACAGAACAUAACAAAUUAAGCAAAUGAAAGAAAACCCCGAAAACAUACAGAGAAAAGAAAAAAAAACAGCUAAAAAGUAAAAUAAAAUAAAAGAAAAUUAUCUACAAAUUUGUGUGCAUGUGUUUGCUUCAACAUACUCGUAUAAUUUUUCCUUAUAUUUUCAGCAUUACUCAAUUUAAUCACGGAUAUAAUCGUAUAUUUUAUGAUCUGAUUCUACUAAUGCAAUGUAAUGUAAUUGCGGGUUUAUCAAUUUAAUUUUUGUUGAAAUCAAUCAAGAAUGCAAAUCUCGUAAUGAAUCAAAGACCUAUAUUUUUACUUGUUUUCCAAAAUAGAAUUAGGAAAGCGAAACUAACUUAGGUAUUAAAAGUAAAAAACUACAGAGGAGACGACUUUAUGAUCCCCUCUAGGCAUUUUCAAUAAAAGCAAAUUCCUAAAAAGUAUACCGAAUUAAUUAAACCGAAUGCUGUAUUUGGUAUAUGAAUAUAGUGUUCCAUUCAAAAAUAACCCUUAAGUGGAAAAUGUUAACUGAAGUAACUAUAUCGGCUGUUGCCGCUGAUUAAGAAUAUAUACACUUAACGAUGGGGUCGUUGUUUUAUUCUUCUGCCUUUUACAUACAUUUCCUGUAGGCGCAAAGUUAGAAUCGUCCACUUGUCAACGGAAGGCAAAAUUUCCUUAUUUUCCUCUAUAUACUUAUUUUUCGUUUGGUAGCUAGCAAAUCUCUAUGAAUCAAUAAAACUUUAGUUAGUUAGUUAGUUAAAACAAAUUUGAACUGUGUGCAAAAAUGGCAAGAGCCGCGGAAAAAAUUAUGAGUCUAUCUCUUAUAGUCUCCGAGAUCCAGUGUUUCAUACUAAUAGACAGAUAGAUGGACAUAGCCAUAUCCUCUCGGCCAUUGCCCGUUACAUAAAUAUGCCUUAGGCCCAAAGUUAUAAUACCUUUCUACCCUAUGGGUAGCGGGUAUACAAAGGCUAAUUGAUGGUUGCACUAACUUAGGUUAGUGAUUGUAGUCAAAUUCAAAUAAUUAAGGUUAGCUGGGACAAAAACCUCGAGCUUUUUUUCGAAGUAUGUAUAAAAAAGCUUUUGCCUUGACUAGAAAAAACAAUAUUAACUGGCUUGGCGCUGUCGCUAAUAAAUAAUAAAACAGUUGAUCCCUAACCUAUGCAAUCUUAAGGUCAGAUGCCUCAGUCUCAAUUACUCUCUCGCGCUCUCUGGUCGUGUGAUGCUAACUCAAGUGAUUCGAAAAGUGAAGGGUUGUAAACGAAGAUUUGCCGAGCUGAUGUUAAUUCUAAUGGCCGUGAGUGUGCGAGGCACCUUAUGCUUGGCAUAAGACAAGAAAUAGUGUUUGCUAGUCUACAGGUGAACGUUCGAGUAUAGAGUUGAAGAGAGGCAAAUGGUGAGCAAGAAGAGAGUUUAUGCUGCAUGUGUUUAACUUAAUUUGCUACUCACGUACUGACGUGUUGCCGACGACAAUAGCAACAACAACGACGACGAAGACGACGGCGCUGCCGAGUGGCUUCGUCGGGAGAGUAAGAUCGUGAAUGUUUCAGGCGGGUCGAGCUGACAGAGCAAAUGAAAUAACUGCAUGAUAGACUCAAAACUAACUUCCAACAGCACCAGCGAAAAAGCGUCAAAGGCAAAAGCAAAAGUCGCUGCGCAAACAGCCGCAGCAGCAGAGACAGCGGCAGCGACAGCAAUGGCAAAAGCGUUAAGAGCACCAAACAGACUUGAUUUCAGCCAACGCCAAUCAGUCUGUGCGAUCACUUCGAGCAUUUAAGACUUGUGCAGCGCAAAACAAAGAAAGAAUUCAAAGUAUUAAGUAAAUGUAAAAACUUGAAAAUAAAAGAAAAGAAAAUAAAAGGUGUCGAAUCCCGUUUUUGCUGCUACAGAAAACCUUUUAAAUAAGAAAACUUAAACGUGCGGUUCGAAAGUGAAAAGGCUGCCUCAAUAAAUCGUUAACAUUCAAAGCCUACAACAAGGGAACAACUUAAAUCUCAAUGCAGCUGUUGUCGGUUCAAUAACAAAAAAACAUUUUGGCGAUUAUAGGCCAAAGACAAAGAGAAGUGUGAGAGAAGGAGAGGGGAGAGAGAGAGAGAGAGAGAUACAUAUAUAUAUAGAAGGAAUCAAACAAAUCAGACUAAAGCAAUUCAAAACAACAAUGAAUCAAACACAAGUGAAUAAUUUCUUAAAAUGCUUCCUGCAAAUUGAUGAGCCCGUUAACCACUUGGCAGCACGUCACGAUGAUCACGACGAUGAUGACGAUCACGAUCACGAUCACGAUCAUGAUCAUGAUCAUGAUCACGAUCACGACGAGUCCGGUUCUUUGUUGAUGGCUAAAGUAACCGCCAUGGUGGUGCUUUGUUGCGCCAGCGCUCUCUGCGGCUCCAUUCCGUUCCUGCUAAACCGAUUCUACCAUUGGACUGAGAACCAGACUAAUGCUCGCUCGGCGACUGUGGUUAAGUGUUUGUUGUACUUUGGCGGCGGAGUUCUCCUAGCAACCACAUUCCUCCAUCUGCUGCCCGAGGUUCAGGAGGUGGUCGAGCAGCUACAGGAGUGCGAGCUUAUUCCCGAGCUAACUUUCCCGCUUGCUGAACUGCUGAUGUGCUGCGGUUUCUUUCUGAUGUAUUUCAUUGAGGAGGCAAUGCAUAGCUACAUGCAUAGGAAUCAGCAGGACAAUGCUGGCGCUGCAUUUGAGCGCGGUCACAGCAUUCGCCAUAGUCAUUUGGUGAAACCAACCGCUACUGCACCUGGGCAGACCACGAAUGCAGCUGAGUUGGCUGCACCAGUGGCAAAUGCCUCGCUCUCUGUGCAGGAUCUCAUGCAAAAUGAUUUGGAACAGCAAAAGUAUGGUGCAGUUCACCAUCAGCAGCACAGUCACAAUCACAGCCAUGCCCACAAUCAUGGCCAUAGCCACAAUCACAUGGUUAUUGCAGACGCCUCAGACGACAUUCUCGCCUCGUCCCUACGUGGACUCUUCAUCGUGUUGGCGCUUUCGUUGCACGAACUCUUUGAGGGCAUGGCCAUCGGCCUGGAGAGCUCCGCCAAUUCGGUGUGGUUCAUGUUUGGUGCAGUCUCGGCCCACAAGCUGGUACUCGCAUUUUGUGUGGGCGUUGAGCUGAUUGUGGCACGAACCCGUCUCAGCCUCGCUGUUCUUUAUGUGCUGACAUUUGCCGUGGUCAGUCCUUUGGGCAUUGGGCUGGGCAUUCUGAUUAGUCAAGGUCAGAGUGGAGGCGGACCCAAUUUGAUAUCAGCCAUACUGCAAGGCUUCGCCUGCGGCACUCUCAUUUACGUCGUGUUCUUCGAGAUACUAUCAAAGAAUCGCUCCGGUCUACGGGCUUAUCUGGCGCUCUUUGUCGGAUUUGUGAUUAUGUUCGGAUUGCAACAGCUCGGUGCAAGCGGAGGUCACGGACAUAGUCACGGCAGCUGUUCCUCAACAGAUGCUCACGAUCAUCAUCACACUGAGAGUGAAUCCAGCACAGACCACCACGCACAUCACAGUGAGGCUGAGCAGCUGGUUGCUGCCCAUAAGUAUCAGGAGAAACUACAGGAGUUGCGCCAAGUGACCCAAAAGCUGCUAGAGGCCCAUCCCAAGCAUAAAUGAUUGAAUUACCCAUGAUGAAUAUGAAUAUACUUCAUUAGUUUCAACUGUUAAGCAGAGAUUGUACAUUAAUACUGUAAAAUUAUUUAUCUAUGUAGGUAGCAAUCAAAUUGUAUAUAAUUAAAAUUAAAAUUUUGUUCUUACAUUAAUAUUAUUUAAGCAUCACAGUUUUAUAAAUUAUCAAAUAAUUCGAAGCUACGUAUUCUUAUAGAAUACUUACAAUUCAUAUUUCUACGACA